Molecule: messenger RNA, 432 nt
Organism: Colletotrichum higginsianum IMI 349063
Lineage: Eukaryota; Fungi; Ascomycota; Sordariomycetes; Glomerellales; Glomerellaceae
Product: Clathrin adaptor complex small chain
Exons: 3
Coding region: 1-432 (143 amino acids)
Biological process (GO): clathrin-dependent endocytosis; protein transport
Cellular component (GO): AP-2 adaptor complex; intracellular membrane-bounded organelle
Molecular function (GO): clathrin-cargo adaptor activity
Source: RefSeq, a predicted model, not a curated record
AUGCUGUCCUUUAUUCUGAUCCAGAACCGCCAGGGCAAGACCCGUCUUGCGAAGUGGUACGCACCAUAUAGCGAUGAUGAGAAGAUCAAGCUCAAAGGCGAGGUGCACCGCCUCGUCGCGCCGCGCGACCAGAAGUACCAGUCCAACUUCGUCGAGUUCCGCAACAACAAGAUCGUCUACCGCCGCUACGCCGGCCUCUUCUUCUGCGCCUGCGUUGAUACCAACGACAACGAGCUGGCAUUUCUCGAGGCCAUCCACUUCUUCGUCGAGGUCCUUGACGCUUUCUUCGGCAACGUCUGCGAGCUCGACCUUGUCUUCAACUUUUACAAGGUCUACGCCAUCCUUGACGAGGUAUUCCUCGCCGGCGAGAUUGAGGAGACGAGCAAGCAGGUCGUGCUGACGAGGCUGGAGCACUUGGAUAAGCUGGAGUAA